This is a messenger RNA of Oppiella nova, 569 nucleotides long. The record is from the annotation of a GenBank genome assembly. NCBI's taxonomy places the organism in Eukaryota, Metazoa, Arthropoda, Arachnida, Sarcoptiformes, Oppiidae.
UAGUGAUAAUCAUAUGAUUGAGAAGUUUUUCAAAUGAAAACAAAAAUAUAAAUAAAACUCCGAUUUCUGAACCACUAUUUCGUGAGUAAUGCAAUACAAGUGUUGUAUUCAUUCAUAACUCAAAGUAUUUUCGCAAAUCAAUCGUCAAAUCAAAUCAAUACUCAAAAUGUCUUUGAAGUGCUAUUUGUGUUGACAUCCAUUACACCAAACCAUUGGAUCAGACAACGAGUGCACACAUCCAUCACCACUACAUUAAUCCCAAAACUAACCACCAAUUAAUAGAUUGAUAAUAUCUGAACCUAAUGGACAACCCGACACCCGUACCGCCAAACAUGUGGUCAUCACUGCCGGAACCGCUAUUACUGGAGAUAUUCAAGAACUUAUCGUCUGAUCAGAUGGCGAACGUAUGUCUGGUGUGUCGGCAGUGGUCUCGUAUUGGCUGCGAUGACCUCUUGUGGAAACACCUGCUCUACAAACGCUUCGACGGCAUCGACCCCUCCAUCGACCGACCCAUCGGUUCCCUCGGCUAUCGACACGAAUGCAAACGACUUAUAUAUCACACGCCGAAG